Molecule: messenger RNA, 15823 nt
Organism: Colias croceus (clouded yellow)
Lineage: Eukaryota; Metazoa; Arthropoda; Insecta; Lepidoptera; Pieridae
Gene: spen
Product: protein split ends
Exons: 19
Coding region: 278-12823 (4181 amino acids)
Biological process (GO): regulation of transcription by RNA polymerase II
Cellular component (GO): nucleus
Molecular function (GO): mRNA binding
Source: RefSeq, a predicted model, not a curated record
CACUGUCAAUUCGAGAGCUGCGAAGAGUACGCUCGCGUUUAUUGCGUUGUGUUUAUAGUGAAGUGUGCGUGCGAUCAGUGAAAAAUUUCGAAUGCCGUGAAGUGAAAAAAAAUUGUGUCAACUUGUGAAAAGUGCAACUUGUGUGAUCAACAUGUUAUUGUUUGUGUAUUAUUAAGUGAUAUAUCAAAAUGUGCAAGGCACCGUGGUGUGCAAAUUUGAUUUUUGCCACGUAGUGACGCGAACGGGUAAUGAUUCCUAAUGUGGAGUUCGAAGCAAGAUGGUUAGAGAGACUCGGCACCUGUGGGUUGGAAAUUUACCCGAUAACAUACGAGAAGAUCGAAUAAGAGAACACUUUAAACGCUAUGGCCGAGUCCAGAAUGUCAAGUUAUUGGGUCGAAUGGAGAACGCAAGCACGGGUGCCGGUGGGGGUUCUAAUAGCGGUGUUUGUGCCACUGUUGCCUUUAUGGACAUUAAGUCCGCUUCAAAGGCUCAUAACAUCGAACACGUCCUCGACGAACGAACUCUUACCACUGAAUAUUACGAACCGGCUGCGAUACCAUCUUCUGCGGGUGCUCCAUCGGCCGGCUCCUCACCUGCCGGCUCUGGCUACUCAGGUUCUUCAUCCUCCGUGAAUUCUACGUCGGCGCCGGCUUCCACAACGCGGUAUCAUCUCUCAGGUGAAGAAAACGCGAAUAACACGUGUGCAAUGGCUGCAUCCGCGGCAGCUCCCGCCACAUGGCGGGGGACCAACGACAGCGCGACGGAGUUUUGUCGACGAGGGAACACGCCCGCCACGUAUGGCAGGUACCACCAGCGAAACAAUGCACCAUAUGCCACGCCACCUUCCAACACCGAAAGAACAACACCUCUCCAUCGGUGGUACGGCAGUGGCGAGCGGACGGGGGGCGCGACCGGCGGCGAGAGCACGCCGAGCACGCCCGGCGGCGGCACGGAGCGGCGGCGGCGGCAGUCGGGCUCCGGUUCGUCGCGCUCGGAGUCCAGCUCGCCCGAGCCCAGCGACACGUCGCGCGCCUCCACACCCGCCGCGCCGCCGCCCGCCACCCCGCAGCACCCGCACCCGCACCACGCCAACCACAGGACCCCUUCGACGCACCCGCACCAGUGGGGGGCAUCGACAGCAAACGGAAGACCUCUUGCAAUAUGUGUUAGAAAUUUACCUACGAGGUCGACCGAUAGUUCCCUCAAAGAUGGUCUUUAUCACGAAUACAAAAAGCACGGAAAAGUUGUUUGGGUAAAAGUGGUUGGUCAAAAUGCGGAUAGGUACGCGGUGGUCCGCUUUAAAAAACCGUCCGAUGUAGAAAAGGCUCUAGAAGUGUCGCAGGAUAAACUUUUUUUUGGUUGCAAGAUCUCUGUGGCUCCUCACCAAAGUUGCGAUGAUGACGCCGAGUCGGCAAAACCCUAUGAGACUGAUAUUGAUGAAUACCACCCCAAGGCGACAAGGACGUUAUUUAUCGGAAAUUUGGAGAAGGAUGUAACACAGCAACAACUGCGGGAUAAGUUCAAGCAUUUCGGUCGAAUAAUAGAAAUUGACAUCAAGAAGGGCAGCGGUGGGGGCGCGGGAUAUGCUUUCUGUCAGUACGCAUCCAUAUCCAGCGUGGUGGAAGCGAUCCGAGCCAUGGAUGGCGAAUAUGUGGGCAGUUCAAGAGUUAAACUCGGAUUUGGAAAGCCCGUCGCCACCACAUGCGUUUGGGUCGACGGUCUCACCGAACACACGGAAAAGCAGGUGCUGGCGGCGAUAUCGCGGUGCGGCGCGGCGACGUCGGUGUGCGUGGACCGCGCGGCGGGCGCGGCGCUGGUGCACUUCGAGCAGGCGGCCGCGGCCGGCGCCGCCGUGCGCGAGCUGCGCCGCCUGGCCGCGCACCUGUCGGCCGCCGAGCCCGACCAGCCGCGCCUCUGCGUCGACUACGCCUCCCGGGAGUGUCAGGAUGCAUUCUAUGAGCAGUUGGAGAAACAUGGUGGAUCUUCGACUCUUACGAGUUCUGAGCGGUUGAGUGCUGAUCUAACCGGUCGCUACCUUCCUACAGCGAGGCAUGAACAAUUGAGAUAUGAGACCGGCACAUCACGAUCUCGUGCACCAAGUUUUGGGCGAGGUUCGUCGAGAACACCCAGAUAUACACACGAUCAUUACGAUCCAACCGACUAUGCGGCCGAUCGCAGAUACAGGGUAUAUGAAGAAUUGGGGUCUAGUCCACCAACGGACGAGGCUCCCUAUGAUGAUCGGCUGCAGUCUGUUGUCGUGUCACCGCAUCGCGCGCAUAGACAUCGACAUGACUCCAGCCCUGAAGAUAGGAAACAUUCUAAAGAAAGACAUCGCAGCGCAGGCGGCAGCUCGAGAAGGUCCCGUUCCGGGUCAAGGGGCGAACGGCACAGCUCCCGGCGACGUCAUCGGAAGCGACGCGACGGGUCCGGGUCCCGCGGCUCGCGCACGUCGCGCACCUCCCGCGCGGGCACGCCGCUGCGGGACGAGCCCGACGCGCCGCCCACCGAGCCGCGCAGGCCGCCCCGCGAGCGCCCUCCGCUGCCCAUGAUCCUACCGUUGCCUAAAUUUGCUCUGCAACUGCUGCGCACCGCGCCGAGCACGCCGCGCGCCGCGCCGGCGCCCGCGCCCGCGUCGCCGCCGCGCCCGCCCUCCGCGUCCUCUUCGAGCAGCGGCUCCGCUCCACAUUCUCCCUCGCUAGAAGAAAGGAUUCGCUCCCUCGAUGAAAAGUAUGAACGGUGGUCCGGCUCGCGCGUUCACGCGGACGCCCCGGAUCGCUCCCGACUCAGGAGCAGGCUCUUUGAGCUAGACAUAAACGAAGUGAAACCCUCUGAAGUGGUACGAUCGUUACUGGCUAAGAGAUCUGUGUUCGACGAAGAUACUGAAAGAUUAGAAGGAGCAGUCAGACCGCCCAGUCCGUGCGGUAGUCCGCGAUCCAUUCUACAACCGAUACUGCCGCGGGCUUUACGCUAUCCUUUCCCGACGCAUCCACCGCCUCCAUCUGACAGUUCAGUGACAUCUAUGGAAACGUCGACUCCAUCGAACGAUAGCGAUAGAUCGGAUCCCCGUCUAAGUAGAACGACACAAUUAGAUGUUGGCCCUAAAAAUGAAACAGAAAAUUUAUUACAAGCGAGGCUACGACUUCGUACACCAUCUACAGAAAAAUCCUAUGGAGAUACUAAAGAAUCUGACAUAGAUAGUUUAAGAUCUGAAAAAAGGCGCAAUUCCAUUUUGGGUACUAAUGAAGAAGUGAAGUCUUUCGAUAGUGAUGCACCUCUUGAAAAAUUUGAUUUUGAACUAAAAUCCCAUAGCAACUUUUUUCGAGAAUUACAAAAUACUAACCAUGUAAAAACGGAAUCAAAAUAUAGUGAAAUAGUGUCUUCUGUAACUGAAACCAUAAUAAAAACUGAAAAAAAUAUUGAUAAUAUAGGGAGUUCGGUCAGUGAACUAAAUAAUAUUGAAGAACAAAUUCGGGAUGAACUGCCAUUUUGGGGUUCCAGGCGCCAUAGUGUGAAAGAAAUAUCAAAUUAUGAAAACAUUAGUGAUAAGUUGUCCAUUAAAAAAGACAGUGAAACUAAACCACCAGUUACACAAUUAAUGGAAAAACAAAUAAACAAUCAUGAAAAUAAUAUUGGCCAAAUAGAUAUUGAAAUUAAAAAAGAAGUAGAAAGUUUUCAAGAUACAAAUAUACACAGUCAAAUUUGUCAAGAUAUUGGUAAACUUAGUAAACAAUCUUACCAAUUGAAUACGGUGACUUCUAUGGAUAAAAAAUCUUCCGAUGUAAAUCACGAUUCCAAACAAAUUGAUAAAGACAUAAAGGAAAAGCAUAGUUUAACUGCGCCCAGUAUAUUAUGUAAUGAAAAAGUUGAAAAGGAACCAAUGGAUUCCGUCAAAGGCUUAGAGAAAAGAAGAGUGAGUCACAGUGAUAAUGGUUCCAGUGAAAAAGAUUCGCCCAAGGAUGUAGAAGAACGUGAUAAAUCAAAAUAUGCAAAAGAUCGCAGUGAAAAGGAUAAAAAUGAGCUUAAUAAAGAUAAGAAUAAAAACAUUAAAUCCAUAAAAAUAGAAAAACACGAAAAAGACAGGAAAAUAAAAGAAGAACCACUCAGUAAACCGAAUUUAGAUAGAGGUGAUAAAAUAAAAAAUGAAAGAGAAGUUGACAGAAUAACUGAUGUUCUCAGUUUGAAUAGCUCAUCUAACAAAGACCGAGAAAUCGAGAAAGGAAAACAAACAGAUGAUAAAAAUUCGCGAACCGAAAGUCAGAAUCAUAAAAAGGAAAGGGUAGAAAAAGAAAGGCGAAGAGAACUUAUCGAAAUAGACCCAUUUUCGUGUAAAAGUAAAAAAGAUGAAAAACAUAGACAUGAUCGAUCUAAAAAAGAUCACUGCGAUAAUAAACGUGAUUUAAAAAAAGAAAACGAUGGUAGUAAAACUAGAAAAUCAUCCAGAGAUGAAUCAUCUAAGGAUGUCAAUCGUAAAGAUUCAACAGAUUCCUCGACAUCCAGAGCGUCGUACGAUUCACCUAAGGUCAAAGAUUUGGAACACCAUGAUACAAAAGAAGAUAUAAAGCCAAAAAUUAAGCAUGAAACUGAAAUAACGCAUUUCAAAACUGAUAACCACAAGCUUCCUAUUUUUAAAACUGCUCAUGAUCAUUUAGAUCUUGAAAACAAAAUAAAAAUGAGGUCUGAAAUUAAAGAAGAAAAAGACUUAAUUGAUGGAUAUUCAAAAAACAAAUCUGUUAACUCUUUCGAAAAUAUUUCUAAAUGUAAAAUUGAAAAUAAUGAAAAACAAAGACAUUAUUCAUUUGACUCUACAAAUGCAGAAAAGAAACGCAAAGAACGCUUAAAUUCUUGUUCAAGUUUGCCAUCAAAUAUUAGUGGCCAUAAAAGGAGAAUGUCAUCUCAAGACGUUUUAGAGUGUUUAAGUGAAGAUAUUAAAAAGAGUAAAAAUGACAUUAAAUGUUCCGAAAGGCGUGAGUCCAAAGACACGAAAUCCAGUGAAAGGCAUAAAACACCUAAGUUUAACAAAGGUCACUUUGCUAAACUAUUGGAGAGUAAAACAAAAGAUGAUAAGAAAAACCAAGUGAAGCCUCCUGAUGACUUAUUUACUCCAACAAAAGAAAAUGAGAUGAAAGAUUUUUCAGAAAAAAGUAAGGGUAAAACUGAUGAAAAAAUAAAAAAAGAUGAUAAAAAUAGUUCAAGUUCUGAAAUGCGUUCAGACUUGCAUAAUAAUCUAGACUUUCUUGCCAUCUUUGAAUUGAGAUCAAGUGAAGAAGAUGAAAAGCAACGAGCAUUAAGGAAGGAAAUGAAAGAAAAAAAGAGAAUACAACAGUUACAACAGAUCCAGGAACUACAAAUGCAGCAAGGAGUUCUGCAAAAUUCAGAACAAGUUAAUAAAAUAAAGGAUGAUAAAAAGCAUAAGCAAGAUGAAAAGAAGAAAGAGGCUGCCCGUGAAAAGCGUAUGUCUACAGAGCGAAAAAGUAAAGAUGCCGAAAUAAAGCGUAAAAAUAGAAAACAAACUCAAAGUACAGAUAGCUCUGACUCCGAUGAACCAAAAAAACAUUCUAUAUUUGAUAUAAUCGAUGAUGAACCUACUUAUAUCUCUAUGUAUGAUAAGGUUAAAGCUCGUUCUUGUAAGAAUAUGCAAAAACAAGAAGAAGAAAAGCGACAAGAAAAAAUAAAAGCUAAAUUUAGCCAAUUAAAGCAAAGCAGAGCAAAGCGAGAAGAAAAGAAAAGAUCAAGUUGGGAUGAAGAUAGUGAAUCUGAUCACGAUAGACAGAAACUAAAAACUUCACUCGAUAGUUCCUCAGAUGAUGAUCUGCCGCAAAAUAGUAAAAGGCACGAAAACUUCCAACGCAGUUCAAUUGAUUAUGAACGUCAUAGUAUUGAUGAUUACUUUAGUUUAGAAGGAAAUGAAAAUGAUAUGCGUAAACUUUCUCGUAAAAAUUCCCGCACUCGUAUUAUGUCGGAUUCAUCAGAUGAUGAAAAAAUGAAGAGAAUUAUUGGCGAAGGUGGAGAACAUAAAAGAGACUAUUUAUCGGAAAAUGAAUCUACGCGUGAAUGUAAGAGUAUAAACAAUUUUAUUAAUGAAUCUAUUGUAGAAGACAAAGUUAAGAAAACAUCUAUUUUAAAUUUAUUUGGUAAAAGUGAUAGCGAUGACAAUAAAGUAAAAUCAAAUACAGAAAACGACAGUGAUUAUAAAAUGUCUUUUGUUAAAUCUAUUUGUAAUGAUAUUUCAUCUGAAAAUGAAUCUUUGCCUUCCAAUAGAAACUCUUGUGAUGCUCGUAAAAAACAUAAAAAGAAGCAAAAGAAACAAAAAAGCACAUUUUCUGAUGAGGAUGUUAAAAUUGAUAAUAGUGAAAACUUAUUAAAUGAACGCGAUAUUAAGCAGAAAAGUAUAGAUAAGAUGCGCAGGCAUAAUAAGAAAGAAAAGCGGAAAGAACGUAUCCGAGACAGUUUUGAUACAGAUGAUAAUAGAGAUGAUAAUAGAGAUGAUAAAACUAAAAUAAAGAGAGAUAAACGCUCAUCUACAGAUGUCAUGCCUGAAACGCCUUCUGGCAAUGCUAAAAGAGAAGGGAAAAUGGAAGAUAUUUUUGGUCCAUUGUCAGAUGAGUCUGACAAAGAUAUACCAAAUAAAAUAGAAUUACCUGCAGUUGAAUAUGAAGGGUUGAACUUGAACAACGAUCAUAGCGAUGACUUAAAAUCUAAAGACAAAGAAGACAGUAAAAGAAGGAAGGAAAAAAGACGCAAAGAAAGGAAACAUUUUAUUAAAGAUGAUGAUAAUAGUUUGGAUGUGGAUGCAGUUAGCAAAGCUAUAGAGGCACGAUUAUUUGCUGAUACUGUAAAUAAUGAUGGGAGAACAGAUGAUCAACAAGAUGUAAUGAAAACUAAAUCCAAAUACGACGAAAUGAAUAUGAAAUUGGAUUCGGUGACUAAUAGCGAAAGGUUUAUGGAAAGAUUAAAGAAAGAAUGUAAGGAAAAAAGGAAGAAGAAAAAGAAACAUAGAGAUGAUCGUCAAAGUCGGAAAGAACACCAUUACUUUAGUGAGAAGACUAAUAAGACUGACAGCAAUGCUUUUGAAAGAAAUAUAAAUAUGUCACCGAAAACUAUUUUAAACAUACCACUUCCUAAUGAAAAGAUUGAAAUCAAUGAAAAAUCUGAUGAUAGUAAGUCCCUUUCGGAAUCUCCAAGUUUGCCAAGAUUAACCGACAGCCCACCUUUUGGAAUAAAACCCGAAGAACUAAACGAUGAUAAGAAUAACGACGCUGUCAGUGCUAGUCAAUUAUCAUCAGAUGAUAUAAUUUCUGUGCAUAGUUUUGAUGAAGCAAAAUGCAUUGAAAUUGAUGACAUUCCAAUGCCUCCUCCUAUUGAGAAUAAUAUAGUACAAGAUAUAAGCGAAGUACCAUUGCCCGAAGACCCUCCAAUGAUUCAAACGGACACUAACACAUCUCACUCCGACAAUUCGAAUCCAACAUUUGAUUUGCCUCAAAAUGUCAGUGAAGAUGCAGUCCGGAGUAUACCCAAUAUUGAAAGUGAAUCCGAUAAACAAAGAGAGAAUUCGCCUUCAGAAAACCAAACGGCGAAGGCUGAUAAAAAGAGUGAAGAAAAACCAAGGGCAAUUAUAUCGCAAGAAGAAACUGAAGACGCAGUUGCAGCUUUAUUGGGUGAGAGUUUUGGGGGAAAAGCUGACACUUUUGGGAAUUGCUUUGAAGAGGUUGUCAGUGAUGAUAACAGUCAAAGAGAAAUAGAAACAUCUGCCACUGAACAUGAAAACAUUCCAGAAGAAGAUGCAGAGGAAAUGAGACAAGCUGUUCAAAAUUUGAAUGCGUGCGAAAUGGAAAUUAAACCAGAAACUCCCGUUUCUGAUAAUGAUUUGCUUUUAAUAGAUACGGAUACCGAAGAAACAGAGGACGCAUCUCAAGAUGCUGUAGAAAAAUUACCAGCUACUAUAAUGGCCACUUCUCCAACUGUUAAUAAUAAUACUAAAUCAGAAGCGGAAAACAGAACAUCGGAUUCACCUAAUGUUAUUGUAUCUAAACCAAAAAUGCCAGUAGUUCAAACUGUUUUGACCCAGUCUAGUAAUGCUAACAUUAAACAAACAGAAUGCGAAAACAUUGCCGUGUCUAAGGAAGAAAACGUAACACAGAUAACUUCAACGGCAACGCCAGUUAUUACAUCGUGGUCAUUAACUAAUAAUAAAAUAGAGACACAUACCGUAAACGCACCAACAACUAAGGAAGAUAAUAAACCAACCCGAAUUACAGCAAAUAUUCUGCAAAUUAAGCCGACCCAAAGUUUACAAAUAGCAGCAAAUACCUUGAGACCAAUAACUGUUGCAAAUAGAGUUAGUUCACCUUAUCAAGUUAUAAACCAUAUGAUAAGACCUCAAGUAUCAAAUAUGCAACCUCCUACGAUCAAAAUACCUGAUAAUCAUGUUUUAUAUCAAAAACAGGGCAUUGUUAUUUCACCGCGAAUGUCUGGGGAUGCUAGAUUACAAAGUCCCAAGACUACGCAAAAUGAAGGACUCACAUCACCACGUCUAACCAAUAUGGCUAUAUUAACAACGUCACCACAAAAUUUAAAUUCUGGUGGAAUAGCACCACAAAAUGCUAUGCAGCAAAGAUCUCCAGGGCAAGUUACAGUCGUUCGUAUGCAACAACCACCUCUAAGUCCUAUACAAGCAAUGCAUAUUCCGCAUGGCACAAGAGCUAUGAUUUCACCAAAUAGACCUAAUUCUGUUUUAGUACAAACCCAAGGUACUCCUAUACAUUUUAAUCGGCUUCCUGUUACUCCUGUCCUAGCACCUAUAUCAAAGCAGUUGGGUUCCAAUUUGGUGCAGCAAAAUAAAAAUAUAAAUAUACAAAAUACACAAAUAUUACAACAAAAAGUUGUCGGUGCAGAGUGUACAAAAACAGAAAACGUAAAUGAUGGUAGCAAAAUUAUUUUAUCACCAACACGCUUACAGCAGACAUCGAAUGCAUCGGUUAUACCACAAAAUCGGAUUCUUCCUAUGCAAAAUGCUAUACAUGUUGGUUCUAUGAAUUCCUUACAUUUAUCUAACAAAGUUUUAAUUAACAGUAAAGGCACGUUUAUAGAAAAAAGAGAUAAUCAGCACCAAAAGUCAGAGCCUGGUCUAUCUUUCAAUUCGACGCCAAUUAUUCAUGUUGCCAACGUCAAUCAAUCCACAACAUCUAUAAUACAAAGUGGAUCAAAGCCAAUCAUGUGCAAUAUUCAAGAACCUACUCAUAAUAGAGGGCAAAGUCAAAAUGUAAUUCACUCCAUUAACCAACAACGAAUAACGGCAGGAGCCUCGUUAAAUAACGUAAUACAAAUUGACCAGGGCAAGGGUCAGCAUACGGUACUAUCCGUUGCGACUAUUCGACCGCCGACAGUUUUAACUAAGUCAGAAGCGUCUAAUGCAGUAGUAGUUUCAACAUCAACGCUAACAAACGUUGUUAUGACUCCGCUGUUACUAAAAACAACAAAGACUAAUGUGCCUAUUCGUUUAAGUCCAAGAAAAGAAAGUCUUGAAAGUAAUUCUACGUCUAUUAAUAUAAUUGGUCAUGAAGAAGAUAGAUUUGGUGAUAAAAAUGUGACUGCUGAAAAUGGUGAAAUAAAUACAACUUCCGUUACAUCCAAUUCUUCGGAACAAAUAGCUAAGUGUGAAACUGACUUUGAGGAAUUAUUAAAAGAUAAUACAAAUGAAAUUAAAGUUACUAAUGCCCCAGAAAAAAAAUUGGAAGUGAAUGUCGGAAAUACUAUCACUGUUAUAUCACCAUGCAAUGACAAGAAACACAAUGUAAGCCUAGAAAACAAACAAAACACCUCUGAUAAACUUUUAAUACCACAAACAGCGGAUUCUGAUGAGAAAGUUGAAAAGGAAAGUGAUGAAAAGAAUAGGGAGGUAAACAUGACAUCAAAAGAAAUACUGGAUGUCAAAGAUAAAACUGUUUCUUGUUUGGAAGAAAAGCAAGAUAAAUGUUCAGAAUCAGAUAAUACCGUAGAAAAUAUACACGUGGAUAAAAUGAAUAACACUGACUGUGUGGAAAAACAAGACAGUAAUCCAGAUUUACCUCCUCACCCUGUUUUAGAAGUAAAAGUCGAUGAAGACCCACUUUUUCGUGUAUCAACAGAUGACAAAGAAAAUACUGAACAUGACAUCCAAACUCCGGAAGAAAACGAGUUUUGGAGUACUAAAGAUCUCAAUAUCGAAUCAGUUAUUAAAAAAGUCGAUUCACUUUGUAAUGAUAGCAUAGAUGUAAUUGCCAAAAAUCAUACCUAUAUAUCAGACCCUAAUACAACACAAGUACAACAUAUUCAGCAUAAUUUUAUUUGCAAGGAAUCUGACCCUAUAACAUCCGAAAAUAACACCGACUCAUCCUUUGACGCUAACAAUGCGUCAGAAAGUACAGAUAAGUCAUCACCAUCUUCCAGUAAGAGAGGUGGACGUAGUAAUAGGGGAAGAAAAUCAGAUAAAAUUCAAACGCGUCAAAUUUCUAAGCCGGCUCGAGGAGGUGGCAAUGGGAAACGGGGAAGAGGUCGCUCUAAUAAAGUAGACAAAAAAGUAAAAAGUCUUGUUAGCAGUACAUUUCAUAAUAUGCCAGGUGAUGUUUAUGAUUUCCAUGAGGAUUCUGGCGAUGAAACCACAUCUUCAACAAAUAAAACUGAGUCUCGACCGAGGUUAAUUCUCACAAUUAAAAGCCCACUUUCCGGCAAUACCGGAGCAAUUCCUACAUCGACCCUAAGCAUCGCUCAAAAAGAUCAAAAUAUUAAAUUAAAUGAAAAACCUAAAGAGGAAAAAGGUGAAGUAUUUGCAUCGCCGUCCACAAAUACUCGUAAAUCUAGAAGACUUCAAGAGAAGGAUAUUCAAAAAAGUACAACAGACGACGUAAUGGAUGAUGUUGUAAAAGGAACACCAACUAAUAACAGGAAUACUAGAGAAACAAAUAGAAAGCGACCCACAAGACAAGCUGGCCUCAAACCUAACACGGAAAAAGCUCUAUCGGAGACAAGAAAAUCACCAAGAGCAACUAAAAGAACUCGAGAUAGGAGCCUUUCUGAUGCGUCUAUUGAUAGUUCAGAUGAGAACCAGAGAAAAGAAGAAAUGGUUAGGGAUGCAAAAAUACAAAAACUUGCGGAGCCCAUCGUUCCACUCGUCACUGAAGUGGAACCUAUUGUUAAACAUACGCCGCCGGUAGUUGUGAACUCUUGUCAACCAACAACUCCUACUCCUAUUAUGAAGCCACCAAAAAAGAUGAUUUCGGAAAUAAGUGCCAAGUUAGCGUGCGCCUUCGAAACGGCUGCAGCCGCCGCUCCACUUCCCGUGGCUAUAUCUGCUCCGAUCCUUACACCGACACCGGCACCCGUCCCGGUAGCCGUCUCUACCGCUUCACCGAAUCUCGAGCGUUUGAUGUCACCGCAAAUAGAGCGAAGAAUAGAAACGGAUCGACUCAUCUUACCUCCACGGGAACCUAGACCUGCCGAAUUAAUGUCUUCUGUGCAAGAACCGAUCUCUCUCGGCGAGCCUUCCGAUAUCACCGGUGUGAUGUCAGAAGCGAGUCACAUACGUCGGAUAGUCGACAACGUGCCAUCCAAUAUGAUGCCUGUGGGCGCAACGGAGGCGACGGACGCCCGAGUGCAGUCCCCCGCUCUACCGCACAGGCCGCCAUCGACGCAUCGGCCCGCCGAUCGCGCCACGCCGGUUCUGAUCAGGAGCGGGGGCGAAGGCGGCGAGGGCGGCGAGGGCGCGGGGGGGGCGGGCGCGGGCGCGGGCGGGGCGGGCGCGCGCGGCUACCGCGGCGCGUACGCCGGGCCCGCCAGCCUGCCGCGCGGCGCGCACCACCCGCCGCCGCCCACCACCAAGCAGGUGGCCGUCGUUGGGCCGCACCACCACCAUCCCGUUUCUCGAGUCACCAUCACGAGUGUCCCAUCUAUCAGCCCACAAGGACAAAUGAAUAUGGGCGAUGGAAUGUAUCCACAUUUCUCCCACCACCACUACCAAAUGUAUCAACAACACUUCCGCGCGACCCAACAAGAAAUUCGGGCUAGCGCGUCCCCUUUCACGAGGGGAGGUCUAGAAGCAGAGGGCAGCGAGGCGCCGACCCCGCCGCUGGAGCUGCGGCGGCCGCCCUCCGCGCGCGUGCCGCGCCCCGCGCACUCGCCCUCGCCCGCCGACCGCCAUAUACUGUACGCGGUGCGGUGCGGGCGCUCGCCGCCGCCGGCGCACGGCAGCGGGCGGCCCGCGUCCGCGCUGCCGCCGCCCGCCGCGCCCGGCCCGCCGCACGCCUCGCAGGUGCCGCGCGAGGCCGACUCGCUGCAGAUGCUGCUGAGGCGUUACCCGGUGAUGUGGCAAGGGCUGCUGGCGCUGAAGAACGACUCGGCGGCGGUGCAGAUGCACUUCGUGGGCGGCAGCGCGGGCGUGGCGGCGGACGCGCUGUCGCGCAGCGCCGACGGCGCCGCCACCUCGCUGCUGCGCAUCGCCCAGCGCAUGCGCCUCGAGCCCGCGCAGCUCGACCAGGUGCACCGCAAGAUGAAGAUGGAGAACGAGCACUGCAUGCUGCUGGCGCUGCCGUGCGGGCGCGACCACAUGGACGUGCUGCAGCAGUCCACCAACCUGUCGGCCGGCUUCAUCACCUACCUGCAGCGCAAGCAGGCCGCCGGCAUCGUCAACGUGGCGCCCUCGCCGCGACACCAGCAGUCUAUGUACACAGUUCACAUAUUCCCAUCGUGCGAAUUCGCCAACGAGAACCUGAACCGAAUAGCGCCCGACCUGAUGCACCGCGUGGCCAACAUCGCGCACCUGCUCAUCGUCAUCGCCACGGCCAUCGGAUGAGCUGCGCUCGGCGCCGGCGCCGGCCUGCGGAACCGAUGCCUCUACGUCGCCGCGACCACUCGCGAGUGCGCGUACACUCAACGAUGUGACCUAAAUCGGACUAGACGAAAUGCUCUCGGAUUAACAGUUUUAUCCUGGACGUGACAAUACAGACGUUAUUUUUCAUAAAAUAUUGUAAAUAAAAUCCAGGUUGUGAAAACUCAUUCUAAAAUUUAGCUAUCGGUCGACCUGGUGUGAAGCCGCCGUGGAUACGAUGAACGCUAUGCGGACGCGAGACGACCGUUUCCGGAAUUGCUUAUAUAUUACCUCGUAAAGUGAACGUUCGCCGUGGUGAUGUAUCUAUAGUGUAUUUAUUGAUCCGGCGCCGCGCUGUGCGCUCUGUAUAAAGUCUCAGAUAGUUUUAAGAGCCGUCACUUAUUUAAGUGUUAGAUAGAUAAGACGUCAUUUUGUAAAAUAUUUUGUUGUGGUCGACUGUGUUCGACUUUAUUCGGAGUUUAAAUUUUUAUUAAAAACUAUCAUUAAGCGAAGUCAAGUUCAUAAAAGUAGCGUAUUUAAUUUGGGUUCCGAUUAGAUGAGUGGCGAUCUAUCGAGCAUUUUUAUUGUUAGUGUAAAUUGUUAUUUUGUUUUAAGUGUAGGUCUAAAGUAAUUUAAAAUGUGUAAAUAGCGAUACUAUACAUACGUACUAAAACUUUGAUUUGUUCACUUAGAUGAUAACCGUAGUUAAUUAAUGGAAAAAUUAAAACUGGGUCGAAUGAUAGUUCUUUAAAGUUGUAAAAAUGUGGCUAAUUGCACGUAUUAUAAAAAUAUGGAAAUACACGUGGAAAAUAAACUGUGAUUCUGACUUUUAACGUAGGAUAUAGUUAGUUAUAAAGAAAGCUGAGCAGUACAUGUACGAACAACGGCGCAUGCGACGUUGCCCUUUAGAGAAUACAACAUUUUAGUAGUUUUAAAGCAUAGAUAGUUUCAUAGCACUCUCUUAAUUUUUAAACAUCAAACCAGUUCUUUUCCGGUUCAGAUGGUUUUCUACUAUUUAUUUAAUAAAUCUUGCAUAGUUUAGAAAGAAGUUUCAAUCGUAUGUACGUUAAUCUCCGCGUCGAGGCUAACGUGCAUACGACGAAACGUCCACAAUGGUAAACAAUCGUCCGAUCCAAAUAUUGUUCAAUGUGUGUACUGAUUAAAAUGAUAGUUAUCUCUUGAGUAUAUUUACAGAUCGAUAUGUAUAUAUUAUAAGAGCGAUGGUCGGCCGUCCGCCGCCGUCGCAAGCGCUCGGUUGUAUCAUUCCACGCGGGUCCGCCUCGGCCGCCCCAGCCCGUCCUCAUUUACCGCUGUCGCUUCUGUUUUGCGGAGACCCGCACCGAGGUCCCGUAAGCUAUGUGUUUCCGUUUGUUUCUCUUUUUUUGAUCUACCCGCCGUCACCGUUUCGAAAGAUUCGUGAUAGCACAGUAGAAUUAUUUACUUUUAAAUGUGAUUAUCUAUUUUUCUUUUCUUUAUUUUUUUUGCGUUAUUUUAAUAUUUUUACCCCUGAAGGAUUAAUAUCAAAUUAUUUGAGUAGAUAAUCCUUUAGCGGCUAAAAAUAUUGACACUAAUUUCUUUUUGGUAUAAUUUUAAAAUUAAGUUUUUUUAUAUCUUAUGUUAGGUUACAUAGUUUAUGGAAUUGACCUUUUUUAUGAAAGUAACACUUUAGUUGUCAUUAAAUUGGACAUGAACUGUAACAAUAUUGUACUUCUCGUGACUUUCCACGUCUGCACAUUACCGAGUCUCGACUGUAGCUUCAGCGAUGAAUGCAUAACUCUAUCAUUCGAUUGUUGUUUAUUCUUCUGAUCGGAUUGCGCAUUGUAUAGUUAGAAAAUGUACGACUCUGGCGUCGUUUGAAAAAACUAAAGUACAAAAUAUUUUAUGUAAUUUUUAUAUAAACAAUUACAGCACAGCCAUGUAUGUAUAUUCUUUUAAGAGUUACUAUAUUGUAAGUGUGUAAACGUGUAUGGUUUGUCAUAUUUCCGUCGCAAACAGUUCUCGACUUAGCUAAGAAGAACACUAACGAACUCGUUACUUCGUCCAUUAAUUUUAAAAAUAUAAUUUAAUCGAUAAACGGAUGCCCAAAUGUGUACACUUAUUAUUUGUUUCCUUAUGAAGGAACUCGAUGUAAAUAAACUCCAUUAAACAUAGCAAUACAAUAUUUAGACUCGAUAUUAAGAGACACGUAUAAAUUAAGCUUCACACGAAAAUAAUAAAAAGAAAUAUUUAUUCAAAUUAAAUCUGUAUUUACUCUUAUUUAUUUCAUGACUGGGAUGUAAUUAUUUUUUGGUGACAAUUAAAACUAUAUAUGUAAUUAGUGAUAAGUAACCGAUCGUACGGUAAAUGUAAUACAAAUAUAAUUUGCCCGACGAGUAAUUGCAUCCAAAAUUCUUUGCUAUGCAAAAAUGUCAAUUACUAUUAUAUAAAAUGUUCUUCAAAAGAUUUCCCAUAUUUCAAAGCAUCAUUUUGUAGCGUUUAUAUUUGAAUUUUUCUCGGAUGUUAACUAGUAAUGUAACGUAAUGCAGACUUAAUAGACGUAAGAUUAGUACAUGAGAAGUAUAAUAUAGUUUGUGUAAGUCGGUCGGCGCGUGGGGAUGGAGCGGCGAUGCGGCGCGCCCUUCGGCUGCGGCUUGUGCUCGCGUGCGAGUUGAUAGGGUUAUUAAUAUAAAUGUAAAAAUAACAUUUGAUCUCAAGUGUGCAGCAAAAGUGAAAGUGAGGGCUAGACUGUUACCGCACGAGCCGCGCCCGAACGCGUUCGCCCCUCCUUAGCUAGAGCUAUCUAUAUGUAUCGAAAAGUAAGAAAAUAAAAAAUAUUGUGAUCAUAUUUCUACUGUAACUUUAAAUGCUAGAAUUUAGAGGUAAUUGUAUAUUUUGUACAUAUUGACAUAGUAUUGUAUCUUUACUUCCCAUUAUCCAAAAACCCAGAACUCCUGCGUGUUAUUUACCUCCUACCUACCAAUACUAUUAAAAAAAUAAUACAUAAAA